Drosophila arizonae is the source of this 243-nucleotide messenger RNA. RefSeq names its product bomanin Short 3-like. Lineage: Eukaryota; Metazoa; Arthropoda; Insecta; Diptera; Drosophilidae. Gene Ontology annotation, biological process: defense response. The record is from RefSeq and is a predicted model, not a curated record.
GGAAAGGUGAUUGCAGUUGUUUCAGUUCCGUUUGCGAGGUUGACUCUGAAUAAGAUGAAAAUUCUAUCGAUUGCGUUUCUGCUGGGUCUCUUGGCACUGGCCAGUGCAACCCCUCUGAGACCUGGAGAUGUGAUAAUCAAUGGACAUUGCAUCAACUGCAAUGUGCACGGAGGUUGAAGCAGCUACAAUUUUAAAUGUUUACCUGAAUUGUCUCAUAAAGCGAAAAAAUGCUGAAAUAGAAAA